Messenger RNA from Carassius gibelio (silver crucian carp), 1878 nucleotides. RefSeq names its product myb/SANT-like DNA-binding domain-containing protein 1. Gene Ontology annotation, cellular component: nuclear body. Bases 184 to 1008 code for a protein of 274 amino acids. The transcript is spliced from 3 exons. The record is from RefSeq and is a predicted model, not a curated record. Gene Ontology annotation, biological process: positive regulation of DNA-templated transcription. Lineage: Eukaryota; Metazoa; Chordata; Actinopteri; Cypriniformes; Cyprinidae.
CCCCCAGGUUCCAUUUUGAGGCCUCUUAACUAAACGUGGGGGGAAGGGCAGCAGAGGCCUGUCUCUCGCACACACAAGCACAUGCUUGAGAAAGCAAAGUAAGGCCAGGAAAACAGACUGCACUGAGAAAGAAUCAAGCUUAAAUCAUAAACCUGAAUGAAAGGUACAUAAUCUGUUCUUUAAAUGGCCUCUGAGGACCUCUGCUUCAGUUACACAGUGCCGGGCUCGAACGAGAAGCACAGGAGGGCUCGUAACUGGACGGAUUCCGAGAUGAAAGCUCUUUUGUACAUUUGGGAAGAGUAUGUGACAGAGCUAAAGAAAGCUAAGCGCAAUGCUAAGAUCUACGAGACGAUGGCUAAGCAACUUUAUGAAUUAACUGGGGAACAGCGACACAGGGAAGAGAUUAAAAUGAAGAUUACCAACAUGACUUUCCAAUUCAGGCAACUGAAGUACACAGCAAAUGGAAGCAAUGCUACACCUGAUUGGCCAUACUACAAAUCUAUUGAGAGGAUCUUGUCAAAGGUACCAGACCAUGCUCAUAUGAGCCCACCGAACCUCUCGACGUCUGGCCCCUCCACCUCUCAGCUGGAGACUUCUGUACCCCAAUCAGCUCCACCAAGUGGGUUUCUACCGGAGUACACGGGUUCGUCAGAGGAGAGAGAAAUUAACGAUGAGGAAGAAGGCCUAACAGAGAACUCUGAAAGUUCUUUUGAGACCAGGUCACAGCCACAUAAGAGGCGGAGGCUUUCACAUGUGUCACUGCGCCGAAAGAAGCUGCGUGUCCUGGAUGCGAUGCUGCAGGAGCAACGCAGGAUAAGCCAUGCCGUCGAGGAGGCCUGUCAUGAAGUUCGCCGCGUUAUGCAUCAGCAGAACUUCCUGCAGGUGCAGAGCCUCCAGCUUCAGGAACGAAUGAUGAAUCUCCUGGAGAAGAUGGUUCCUGCUUCAUCUGCACCUUGUUGGCCAAACCCACUGGCCUCAAAGGGUUUAGGAGCAUCUACAAUUGAGUGACAGGACCUCAGAUACGGGAUAAGGACCUUUUUUGUCUUUGCUGAGGAAGUGUUGCUAUGAUAUCUGAGUAUAAAAGCUAUAACCAACUAGUUAGUGGUACAUUUUAGACCUGUUAAGCACUGUUAAGUCUUCUACAAUAAAUGUUAUUCAAAAAUGUUGACAGAUGUAACCUACAAAAGAAAUUUUGAAGAAAUCAAUAUUUAUCCACAUCUGAUUCUAACUAUAUGAAUCAAAAUGUAGUUUUAUUUCUGCCUCAAAAGUUAAAAGGUGAUUGUUAUGUGACACAAAAUGUGUUUUGAAAUCGGAUUCAUUUGAUUUCUAAAUUGCUGUGUUAGCUACUAAGAGACUUAGAUUCAUGGCUAAUUAUUUCGACACAUGGUUGACUGACAUCUAAAAGAUUUCAGAUUUCUGUUAUGGCAUUCUUUAAGAGGAUACAAUGUUCAAGAAAACUCCAGAAGGCUGGAAAUUCGGGUCAGACAGAUAACACUAAAUGGUUGGUGAUAAAGUAAACUGGAUUAGGCUGACAAAGAUUCAGAAUGGUAGAGGACAAUCUUAGUUUAGUUAGUACCAUUACAGUUCAAUGUUACACUGUUAUAGCAUACCACAAUUUAGCAAAAUGUAACAUGUUACAAAAUGAAAUUGUUUUGGUAGCAGUUUAUAUAUAUAUAGAAUAGACGUGUGUGUGUACUGUUCAUUAAAAUUACUAUAAAACACCCCUUUUUAAUUUCUGAAUUAAUAUUUUUGUCAGAUGUCAAAAAAUGUCUAGGUGGUACAAGUGUCCAAAGACUGUAAAAGAGAAAAAGUGUCAUUAAAAAGUUAAAUUCUUGAAAAACAACAAUAAUAAAUGUUGGCAUUAGGUAGUUCGGAAUA